Molecule: messenger RNA, 1590 nt
Organism: Sapajus apella (tufted capuchin)
Lineage: Eukaryota; Metazoa; Chordata; Mammalia; Primates; Cebidae
Gene: TRAM2
Product: translocation associated membrane protein 2
Exons: 11
Coding region: 179-1291 (370 amino acids)
Biological process (GO): protein insertion into ER membrane; SRP-dependent cotranslational protein targeting to membrane, translocation
Cellular component (GO): endoplasmic reticulum membrane
Source: RefSeq, a predicted model, not a curated record
GGCGGGGGCGGGCGGAGGAAGGGGGCGGGCCCCGAAGUUGUUCCGCGCUGGGCGGGCGGGCGGCUGUGGGAGAGCGGGCGGCGGGCCGGCGGGCGGACCGGGCCGGGGCUGGAGAAGUUUGCGCUGCGGUUCCUGAGCGCAGGGUGCGGGCCCCGCCGGCCGCUGCGCGCCCGCUGCCAUGGCUUUCCGCAGGAGGACGAAAAGUUACCCGCUCUUCAGCCAGGAGUUCGUCAUCCACAACCAUGCGGACAUCGGCUUCUGCCUGGUGCUCUGCGUCCUCAUCGGGCUUAUGUUCGAGGUCACAGCCAAGACUGCCUUUCUAUUUAUUUUACCUCAGUAUAACAUUAGCAUGCCUACAGCAGACAGUGAGACCGUGCACUACCACUAUGGCCCUAAGGACCUGGUCACAAUCUUGUUCUACAUCUUCAUCACCAUCAUCUUGCAUGCUGUGGUUCAGGAGUACAUUUUAGAUAAAAUCAGCAAACGGCUUCAUCUCUCCAAGGUCAAACACAGCAAGUUCAAUGAAUCUGGACAGCUGGUCGUCUUUCAUCUCACCUCAGUGAUUUGGUGCUUCUACGUGGUGGUGACGGAAGGCUACUUAACAAACCCAAGAAGCCUCUGGGAGGACUACCCGCAUGUGCACCUCCCCUUCCAGGUGAAGUUUUUCUACCUAUGCCAGCUGGCCUACUGGCUGCACGCACUUCCUGAGCUAUACUUCCAGAAGGUACGGAAGGAGGAAAUUCCCCGCCAGCUCCAGUAUAUCUGCCUGUACCUGGUGCACAUAGCUGGAGCAUACCUCUUAAACCUGAGCCGCCUGGGUCUGAUCUUGCUGCUGCUGCAGUACUCAACUGAGUUCCUCUUCCACAUGGCUCGACUCUUCUACUUUGCAGAUGAAAACAAUGAGAAACUGUUCAGUGCCUGGGCUGCUGUUUUUGGGGUUACCCGCCUCUUCAUCCUCACCCUUGCCGUGCUGGCCAUCGGCUUUGGAUUGGCUCGCAUGGAAAACCAGGCAUUUGACCCUGAGAAAGGGAACUUCAACACUUUGUUUUGCAGGCUCUGCGUGCUGCUGCUGGUGUGUGCCGCCCAGGCCUGGCUCAUGUGGCGCUUCAUCCACUCCCAGCUGCGGCACUGGCGGGAAUACUGGAAUGAGCAGAGUACAAAACGGAGAGUCCCAGCUACACCCAGACUACCAGCCAGGCUCAUCAAGAGGGAAUCUGGUUACCAUGAAAAUGGAGUGGUGAAGGCAGAGAACGGAACCUCCCCACGGACUAAGAAACUCAAGUCUCCCUAAGGCCAAAGUGCUAAGAACAGGAAUCCUCUUGGUGGGGGCCCAGCAGGGCAUGAGGAGCCCAGGCCCCUCCCUCCCUCCUCCUUCCUGCCUGUGAUGCUCCGUCUCAAACAGCCAAAACCUGUCUUUCAAUGGGGGGGUUUUCUCUUUUUUUCUUCUUGGCUUUCUCUUCUGCCACAAACCAUUCUCAAUAAAGCCAAAAAACUUUCUCUUUCUCCCCUCAGGCCACCUCCUAUCUUCACCCCUGUCCCGUGCUGGCUUUUCCAGAAGCCCAGGUUCUCAUGGCUGUCAUCUUUCUGCUU